AUGGAGUUGUGGGAAGGUAUUGCUUCAGAGUUAAACAAUAUCGGCCCUCCAAUACGUAGUAGCAGCGAAUGGAAUAAGGUUUGGUUGGACUACAAGUUAAAAUUAAAAAGGAAAAUUGCAUAUAAUCGAAAAGAGAUUGCAGCCACAGGUGGAGGACCAUACAACCAACGCAGUUUAACGACUUUGGAGCAGGCCGUGGACGAGUUGCUCAGCUUGCAGCAGGCAGUGAAUCCAAGCGGAGCCGCAUUUGGAAGCACUGCACCUGCACCUGCAUCUGCAUAUUUAGAAGAAGAACACACACAUUUGGAAGAUGUCGAGGUUCAGCCUGAACAGGCUGGAAAUGUUAGCAUUACGUCUAGGCAGGCACCCGCAAGCAGAGUGGAGGAGCGCAAAAAUUUGCGUAUGAAGGCUUUGGAGAAACAAGCAGAAACGCAAGAAAGCCUUGUCGGUAUUAUGCAAAAUAUUAAUUCGAACUUAAUAAAUCUCAAAGAGGUAGCGUGA
Molecule: messenger RNA, 501 nt
Organism: Bactrocera neohumeralis
Lineage: Eukaryota; Metazoa; Arthropoda; Insecta; Diptera; Tephritidae
Exons: 3
Coding region: 1-501 (166 amino acids)
Cellular component (GO): nucleus
Source: RefSeq, a predicted model, not a curated record